Molecule: messenger RNA, 303 nt
Organism: Aspergillus chevalieri
Lineage: Eukaryota; Fungi; Ascomycota; Eurotiomycetes; Eurotiales; Aspergillaceae
Exons: 1
Coding region: 1-303 (100 amino acids)
Source: RefSeq, a predicted model, not a curated record
AUGCUAUGCGCCCUUCUUUAUACGGAGUACUCCGUGUCAACAAAGGAACACGGUUUUCAGCUCGACAGAAAGAUGAUUGUUAAUGCACCUAGCACCUACGGAUACGGUGUGGCAGGGCCUCUAAGCGAACAACUUCUAGAACUUCUUAUUCGGGAAUAUGGGGUGCCUAUCACUUUCCCGGAGACGUCGACCAUCGGCAUUUCGAAUCUCAGAAGCGCCCAUUUCCAUGCCAAUAAAGCAGAUUUGACAGCUGAGGACGCUGAUCUCGCUCGUGAGAUCUUCUCUGGAAAAUUGAGAGCAUAA